Molecule: messenger RNA, 3584 nt
Organism: Cyprinodon tularosa
Lineage: Eukaryota; Metazoa; Chordata; Actinopteri; Cyprinodontiformes; Cyprinodontidae
Product: toll-like receptor 13
Exons: 3
Coding region: 25-2883 (952 amino acids)
Biological process (GO): inflammatory response; immune response; toll-like receptor signaling pathway
Cellular component (GO): membrane
Molecular function (GO): protein binding; transmembrane signaling receptor activity
Source: RefSeq, a predicted model, not a curated record
CUGAAUGUUCUUACCACAGCUAAAAUGGGAUUUGAAGAUAACAAAUCAAAACAAAAAGGAGUGUUAAACUGUUCCGAUCCUUGCAUUACUUUUCUCCUACUUUACAUUACCUGUGUUUCUGCUCCUGUCGGCGGAUUUUUCCUGGAGAGUUGCCACCUGAGCCAUAACGCAGCCAUUUGUAGCGACAGACAUCUUAAACUUGUUCCUAAAGACAUUCCACCUACAGUGAUAAGUUUUGAUUUAUCUAAAAACCAAAUCUCAAGAAUUCAAGCUGGUACUUUCACAAAUCUACUGGUUCUGAAAGAUUUGAAUCUUCAUCAAAACCAAAUUUUAAAGAUUGACAAUGGAAGUUUCUCCAAUUUGAUCUCCCUUCAGAAGCUGACUCUAAACAACAAUAGACUUGUUAAACUAGGGCAAGGGACUUUUGAUGGGUUGAGCAACCUCCUAGAGUUACGACUUAAUACUAAUAAUAUUGCUGCAGUGUCAUCCACCGCUUUCCAGUCCUUGAUAAGGUUAAAACUUUUGGAUAUUUCUCAGAACCACCUUGGAACAAUGAAAAAUCUUUAUAUGAUGCUGCAGCAUAUGCCACAGCUGCAACAGUUUACAGUAAGACGAAAUAAAUUGAAACAUUUUUAUUCAUGGGAAUUUACAAACCGCUCACUUGAUCUACAGGUCCUUGAUUUGUCUAAUAAUCCAAUUAGGGACUUCAGAAUUACCAAUAAUAUCUUUCCAAACUUGACUGGCCUUUCCAUUGGAGACCCUUUCAGUGUCAUAAAAAUGGAAUGGGACGUGAAAAACAAGACCUUCCUAAGACAAAUGUCCAGCAUGGAUAUCAGUGGGCUUCAUACAACUCUUCAAGUCAUGGAAGAAUUGCUUGAAACAGUGAACACAUCGCUAACAUCUCUGGCAGCGAAUGGAAUAAAACACAAUCGGACCAAAUUAAUCAACCUUGCUUGCUCCAUUCCAACGUUGUCCAAAUUUCAGUUUCGCAGAGGCAAUCUUAGAAUCAUCACUUCAGACUUUUUGAAACCAUGUGUUCACGUAACUGAAUUAGAUUUAUCCGAGAAUCAUAUCAAAACUAUCAACGAGAAUGCCUUCAAAUCUAUGGAAAAAUUAACUGUAUUGAGGCUGAGUCAGAAUAAACUUUCAGUGGUUCCUUCUGCCAUACAGACGCUGCAGAAUCUGUCCGAGCUUGACCUCAGCAACAACUUAAUCGGCACCGUUAAUUGUCAUGAUUUCUCCAAUCAGACAAAGCUUAAGGAACUAAACCUGAAGAAUAAUUCAAUAACCCUAAAGGACUGCGUUUUCAAAGACUUGGUACGACUCCAGGUUCUGAGAUUACAGUCGAAUCAAAUUACAGAUUUAAAAGGAGCUUUUAAGAGCUCUCUGUCCAAUCUGAAAUGGCUGCAUUUGAAUGGAAAUAAACUAAAAGCUAUUCGAAAUGGGGAAUUUAAUGGACUGAAAUCUCUGUUGAAUCUGUCACUGCAUCAAAAUCAAAUAGAGACCCUUGAUAAAUACUCUUUCGUUGGAUUGAUUAAACUCACUGAUAUUCAGCUUCAAUCAAAUGCUCUGAAAAAAAUCACCUUUAAUCUUCUUGCUAACCUGAGACGAUUGGAUUUAAGUGAUAAUCGCAUCCAAUAUCCUGAAAAUGCAACUCUAACAGAAUUACCAUUUUCUAACCUUUCCUAUUUGGAAGAGUUGUCUAUUAAUGCCCAGCACCACAGGGGGAAGUCUACUCUACCUUCCAAUUUCCUCCAAGGGUUGAAAAAUCUUUUACGUUUUAGCGCUAGGAAUUGUCAGCUUAUCUAUCUUGACAAAGACACAUUUACAUAUACACCUAAACUGGAAAGACUUGAUAUAAGCUCAAAUGAUUUGCAGACUCUGUCUCCAGAACAUUUUGCCCCAAUUCGAAAUCUUAAAAGUCUCUACAUAUCCAGGAUUGCUCUUCAGUCGUUGGAUUUCCUGAGAGAUGCCAAGCUGACAAAGCUGAAGUUCCUGCAGGGAAGACACAAUCAAUACUCAGUCAUCACUGAGGAUGUAAUCAAGUCGCUUCCAUCUCUCAUGUAUUUAGACUUAAAAUACAUCAGUUUCUAUUGUGCCUGCGACAAUGCCUGGUUCAUAAACUGGACAAGAAACAGUAAACAAACACUGGUUAAUGGUGCAUAUAACUAUUCAUGCAACUAUCCAGAUAAUUUCAAAGGCAAAAAGCUUUUGGACCUAGACUUGAAGCCUUGUUUAUAUGAUGUCAACUUCAUCAGCUUUGUGUCCACCUCAUGUAUCAUUUGCUUUGUCAUGGUUGGAUCCUUCGCUUACCAUUUAAUGAGGUUGCAGCUGUACUGUGCAUACUACUUGUUACUUUCUUGGCUCUUUGACUCAAAGUAUAAAAAUAACCAAGCUCCUCACCAAUAUGAUGCCUUUAUAUCCUACAACUACCACGAUGAGCCCUGGGUGAUGGGUGAACUGCUACCAAAACUUGAAGGAGAGCAAGGCUGGAGGUUAUGUCUGCACCAUCGAGAUUUUCAACCAGGACGUUCAAUCUUAGAUAACAUCACAGAUGCCAUUUAUGGAAGCCGGAAGACCAUCUGUGUCAUCAGUCGCAGAUACCUGGAGAGCGAGUGGUGCUCCACAGAGAUCCAAGCAGCCAGCUACCGUCUCUUUGACAAGAAAAAGGAUGUACUGAUCCUGGUGUUUCUUGAAGACAUUCCCACAUACAUGCUGUCUCCUUUCCACCGCAUGAGGAAGCUACUGAAGAGGCAAACCUACCUGAGCUGGCCGAGAGCAGCAGGACAGCCAGGAGUGUUCUGGGAGAAGCUGAGAAAGGCUUUGCAGACUGGAAAUGAUCCGAGCGAGGAAAAUGUCCUGCUGACCCUCACAGGGACGUAGGGAUGAGACGGAAAAUUCCGUUCCUCCAGAGAAAUACUGUCUAGUUUUUCAGUAAAUUAUUAGGCAAAGAAAAAAAAUGAAACUAAAGUACAUUUAGCAAGUAUUUUUACCACAUUUUUGUUAACUUAGAAGUGUUAAACCAAAGAAAACAAUAACAUUUACAAAAUUAAAAGCUUAUUGUUAAGGUUUAACUAUUUGGUAUGAGUUCGGUAUUAUUAUACUCUGAUGUGAGUCUGUCACUCUGUACUUCACUACCUCACUAUGCCCAAUAACACAGUCAAGAGCAACAAUUUUAAUUUGGUACUGAGCAGUACUGUAAACUGUAAAUAUUGUCAAUUGUAUAUAAUGUGAUCCUUAUCUUAUUCUUAUACUUAUCUCAUUUUAUCCUAAUAUCUUAUUUUACAUUGUUUAUAUGGGAAGGGUGUAAUUUGACUUUAUGAGUUUUAAUUUGACUAAUUUUACUUUUUUUAUUCUGUCUUAUUAUACUAUAUUUUGUUUUGCUGUAUCACAAUCUUAUUUUUCUCUCUUCUGUAAACGGUUGCACUGCAAGAAAAAAUUUCCUGCAAAGCAAUAAUGUAGUAAUUCUCAUUCUGAUGUAAGGCAGAUGUUUGGUCAUAUAUUUUAUAUUUUAAUGGAAAGCUGUUUUGUUAUGAACAUCCCAUUUAUUGGACAAAAAUAAUUAGAAAAGAGUAAAACAAAAA